AUGAAUAGCCUUGAGCUAAAUCUUCAUGCAAUAAUACUAGAUGAACUAUCAAAUGUUUUAGGUACUGAUCCAGAAACUACCAAAGAAGAAGUUUCACAGUUAAUCAAAAGAUGUUUGCCAAUGAUGCCAAUGAUAAAUAAGGAUGAAAUAGAAAGUGAAAAUUUGGUUUUUAAAACUGGUUUGAUGACAAAAGCACUCUUUCAAGAUGUUUCUGCAUUAGCUUUUUUUGCAUCAAUUACUACAAAUGAGUCCUAUGUUGAUGAGAUUCUUCCAAUUCUUUUGAAUUAUUUAAAAAAUCUUGCUAGAUUUUCAUAUGAGGAAAAUCUAACCUGGAAAGAAGUAUUCUCUCUUCUUGGAAAGUUGGGUGCAGAGUUAAAGACUCAAAAUGCUGAACAUGUAUGUACUAUUGUUAUUCCAAUAUUAAAUGGCUUGUUACGUUCAAUUGAAAGUUCACAUCAUCCAUGGCAUUUUCAAGACUUUGAAUAUUUCGCCCAUCAAACUCAAACCAUAAUUUACAAUGAUACUUUACAAGAAGUUCAACAGAUUAUAGAAACAAUAUUAAAAUCUUCAGAAUCACAUCACAUAUAUGUAAAAAGGUUUUUAUCAAGAUAUCAGAAUCAAGGAUUUCCAAUUUCUGGCAAUGGACUGUUAUAUUAUGUAACUAAAUUAUUGAAAAGUGUAUUGGCACGUUCAAUGUUUACUGAGAAAUAUACUGAAUAUACAAUGGCUUUAAUGUCAUUCAAUGAUAUAUGGAGCAUAUUAAUAAAUCAAAAAGCUGAAAAUCAUUUACCUAUUGCUGAUUAUGUUAAAAAAACAUUAAGAAGAAUCUAUGUAAUGUCAUUACAAUAUUUUUCUGAGUUAAAAGAUUUAUUAGAUAAUUUGGUGGCUCAAGAUAAUGAUUGUCUGCCAUCUUUGUAUGCAAGAGAAAUUAUGGCUGUUAGUUUAGAUUUAGCAGCAUUAGCAAGCAUUUGUCUCAUUGAAUUUGAUGAUGAAUUAAUUAGUAAACUCACCUCCUCAUUAUUUAAUGUUCCACAGACUCCAGAUGUAAAAGUUCAAGUGGCAGCACUUGAUGCAGCAACAUUUCUUGCUUUAAAUUUUCCACAGACUACAUUAAAUAUGAUUCAAUUAGUCCGAAAAUUUUUAAUAACUCCAUCAACUAUAUUUGAAUUGGCAGUAACUGUUGAUAAAAAUCUUACAAUUCUUGAAUAUGCAAUUGUUCGUCUAGCUCAUUGUCUUAAGGCUGUUGAUGGUGAUACAUCUAGAUCUGUAAUUUACAACCUUUUGACAUUACUUCAAUCGGGUGGUCAUGAUUUAUCGCCAGUAUCUUCAAAAAAUUCACUCAUUCCAGUUUCUACUCUUGCCUCAGACACCAUUUCAGUCUAUAGUUCUAUUAGUAGCACCUCACAUACUGAAGAACAACGUCAACAAAUCUUUGAAAACAUUGUCUGUACAGUUACUGGAGUUAUUUCUGCUUUAGCUGUUUCAAUGUUAGGUUAUCGUUUACGUAAUCAUACUCCUGCUUUAGAUGCCCUUAUCCUUGAAAAAUUUGUUGAUAUUGCUCUAAUAUCAUCUGAAAAAAUUUUUACUGAAAUUGUAAGAAAAUUUAAUGAUAUUAGUCAUGAAUCUCUUUCUCCUGAAAACAAAAUGGUUACUACUGCAGUCCUUAAAUGUCAAAUGGAUUUAGCUAGUAGAAUAAAGUCACGCCCUGAAUUCUAUAGAAUAUUUUUAAAUAAAAUUUUAACAUUAUUUGUUGAUAAAGGUGGAGUGAUUCAUCAGAUCAUUGCAAAAAAUGGUAGAUUUCAGAUUACUUCUUUAGCAGGAGAAAUUGGAAUUCUACUUCCUGUACUUAAAACUCUACUAUCACAUGAUGACUUCAAAGUGCAUUUGAAUGUUUCUAAAGAAUUGGUUGAACUUUUCCGAAAUUUGUGGUUUCACUGUGUCUUAUAUGGCUUUGUUUCAGAAGCUGAUGCAUGGAUACGUGAAUGGCGUGAUUCCUUGGUUCUAAUUGCACAAAAAACACCACCAUUGGUCCAAGAAGGUGCAACAAAUUAUCUUGAAAGUGAUUUAGAAUAUAACUCAGUAUUACGUCGUGGAAAUUCUGACCAGGAUCUUGCAAAUCUACGUUCAUCACUAUCAUCCUAUCUUCCAAACCAUGCCUCUGAAAUAAAAUAUUUUUCCUUUGCAGAAAUCACUUUUUUGCUUUCAGUAUAUCAUAUAGAAAUAAUGAGAAGCCAAUCAGGUCAAUGUUCUUUUAUUCACAGAUAUCUUGUUAAUCAAGGAGUGAAUACAAGCAAGUUGGUUGGUUGUAUGGAAGAAAUUGGAAACCAAGUAAUGGAUGUCUUUAUUAAUGAAUGUUCCAAAAGAGUAAUUUCGCAUACAAUCAAUGAGAAUGUAUACACACAAGUUCGUAACCUAAUGAUUGUAAUUUGUCAUCGUCUCAGUAAGGUUCAUCAACUGGCUGUUAAACAACUUGAUAAGCUGAUGAUUGAGCUUCCUUCUUUAUUAUGCAACAAAAAGUUAUUAUAUUUAUUGUUGGAAUUAGUUGAAUUAAUCUGGCAAAGUUGUGAGAAUGAAUAUACAAGUGAGUAUUCACCAGAAUACAAGUUUUCAUCUCCAAAGGUUGGAGUGACACUUGACAUUCCUGAUUCUUAUAAUUAUCGAAGAGAAAUGUUAUCUAGUUUAUGUGAAUAUGGCAGAAAAUGGAUUUUAUUGGCAAUGAUGCAAACACCAUCAGAAAUUAGAAUAUUACUUCAGGAUUAUCUUGCAGAAGUAGAUCUAUGCUACUCAGAAAAUGUGGUACACAUGGGUAGAUCAAUUGCAAUUGAUGUUGCAAAAACGUCUUCAAAGGCUGAUCGUGGUAUGAAGCAUUUUUCUACAGACAAUAUAUCUGAGUUUAUGAAAGAUUAUACUUCUCAACGAUAUUAUUCUGGGCAAAUAAUAGGUGCACAACGUUGGUUGACAUUACAAGCAAAUGAAGGUGAAAAUCUUGAAAAAUUACCCAUUAAGAUUGUAGAAAAUGUUUUGGAAAAACAGAGUCAAAAGAUAAAGAAUUCAUUAGCUAACCUUGAAAAAAAAAUUAAUGAUGGUGCACAUGUUUCUUUGAAGGAACUAAAUCAUUUGAUGCAUUUAGCUUCCAAUAUAAUUAUUGAAUUACCAAAGGUCAAUUGA
Molecule: messenger RNA, 3168 nt
Organism: Entrophospora sp. SA101
Lineage: Eukaryota; Fungi; Glomeromycota; Glomeromycetes; Entrophosporales; Entrophosporaceae
Source: the annotation of a GenBank genome assembly